Molecule: messenger RNA, 1668 nt
Organism: Orbilia oligospora ATCC 24927
Lineage: Eukaryota; Fungi; Ascomycota; Orbiliomycetes; Orbiliales; Orbiliaceae
Exons: 6
Coding region: 1-1668 (555 amino acids)
Source: RefSeq, a predicted model, not a curated record
AUGGCGACCGAAAGCAAACCAGGCCUUUGGUCUAACGAUCCAGACGCCUAUCCAACUGCAUCUAGAGACCCAUCUGUUGGGAAAGAUUCACCACCAAUGUCACCAGGAAACGGAACUGCUUUACCACCUAUCCCAGAGGCCCGACAAGCGCCGCCACGGCCUCACGUUGAUACCAAUAUAAGCAAUGGGACAGAAUGGAACGAGAAGAAUGGUGAUAUCGAGACUCCACCAGGGCCAGGCCGUAUGCGAAAGUCUUCCACCAUCAUGUCUGCCAUGACAAAGGAUAGUUUCGAUUUAGAGCUUGACCCUCUGCCUUACAAAGACGCCGGCAUCACAGAAAUACAAGUGCGACCGAAGAAACUAGUUUUAUUCUUCGACGGCACAGGAAACAAGUUCCAGGGAAACAUGUCUGAUACGAAUAUUAUUAAAAUGUAUCAGAUGCUCGACAAGCACGAUCCCCAAGUCUACUUGUAUUAUCAACCUGGUAUUGGAACAUACGUCGCUGGCGAACACGACUUCGCGCCAGGGCCAUUCUCAAAAAUGAAGCGAUUCAUCGAUCAAUCAAUAGAUCAAGCUGUCGGUACCAGCUUCGAUCACCAUGUUAUCCAGGGCUAUCAAUUUAUCAUGCGAUACUAUAGCCCUGGCGACAAAAUCUAUAUUUUCGGCUUCUCCCGCGGCGCAUACACUGCCAGAUUCCUUACCCAAAUGGUCAUGUACGUUGGCCUAUUAUCCCGCGGAAACGAGGAAAUGGUCCCCUUUGCCUACAAGUCCUUCGCAAAAUUCGAGCGUCUCAGGCGUCUAAAAACCAAGAGAGCAAACGUCAUCCGGAAACAUAUGACCCAUUUUAAGGAAACAUUCUGCAGAACUGGUGUCAAAGUCCACAUCCUCGGCCUUUACGAUACAGUCAACUCGGUGGGUAGAUUCGAACUACCGCUACUGAGAAAGAGUUUCCCAGAAUCACAGCAACCGGCUGCAGACCACGUGAGACACGCUGUUGCGAUUGAUGAACGACGGCUGAAGUUUAAGCCUAGUUUAUUCGCGCAGAUGCAAGGAUGGAGACGAGAAGAUCACGAUGUCAAGGAGGUCUGGUUCCCUGGUAACCAUGCGGAUAUCGGCGGUGGUUGGACACCAGAGGAAGGCGUUCCCAUGAUCAGUGAUAUCGCUCUGGCGUGGAUGUUGGAAGAAGUUUUAGCGAUCGAGGACAAGUGCGUCGGUAGAACGAGCCCAGACAGACUUCCUUGGAAAAUGGAUGAAGUAGAAAAAGUGUUCCAUGCGGCUCAAAAUCAAGUUGGUGUUGCAACCAUCCACGACGCUCUCAAGUUCAAUGGAGGGUGGUCACAUGUCGGUGUUCUGAGCUGGUGGGUUCUCGAGGUUCUUCCCCUGUUUACCCGUUUGGAGCUUGAAUUCGGCCGCUGGGUGCCGCGACACUGGCCUCCAAAUCUAGGGUUCACCCGAGACAUUCCUGACGACGCGGUAUUCCAUGAGAGCGUGCAUAGAAGGGAACGUGCUGGGUGUGGGUAUUUACCCGGAAACGAUGGAUACAUGGCUUGCAAAAAAUCAACUCCUGAGACAGAGCAUGAGCAUUGCAAGCACUGUGACCACCGGAGGAGGAGCAUUGAGCUCGGCCAUAAAGGUCACCACCAUGGGCAUUUCCAUAUGCAUAUGUGA